Cyprinus carpio (common carp) is the source of this 5481-nucleotide messenger RNA. Its product is annotated as calpain-1 catalytic subunit. Gene Ontology annotation, molecular function: calcium-dependent cysteine-type endopeptidase activity; calcium ion binding. The record is from RefSeq and is a predicted model, not a curated record. NCBI's taxonomy places the organism in Eukaryota, Metazoa, Chordata, Actinopteri, Cypriniformes, Cyprinidae. Gene Ontology annotation, cellular component: cytoplasm. Gene Ontology annotation, biological process: negative regulation of apoptotic process; proteolysis.
CCUCCCAGGGGCAGUAAAGUUGAGAGGGUGGGAAUAGGAUGGGUUGUGCUGCUGCUCCAAACCUUUCUAAAGUUCAGAAACUUUAGCACAGCCUGUGACAGUAUCGCAUCUGAUCCUCUCUGCUGAUUUGAAGAGAUGUCUGAGUUAGGCCCCAUUGACAAUCCGGUGAAGUUCAAAGAUCAAGACUAUGACGCCCUGCUGCAGAAGUGCCUCAAAACUGCUGCUCUGUUCUCUGACACGGUGUUUGCAGCGAACCAAAGCUCCCUCGGUAUUCCAGUGGAUCCUGAUCCUAAAAAGGGAGUGAAGUGGCUGCGCCCAAAGGAAAUCACAAGUAAUGCUGUCUUUGUUGAGGGCACCAUGGGCACCACCGAUAUCUGCCAGGGCCAGCUGGGUAACUGCUGGCUGUUGGCGGCCCUGUCCUGUCUUACCAUGCACCCGCAACUGUUUGUGAAAGUGGUUCCAUCUGGACAAAGCCUGAGUGAAUCCUAUGCUGGCAUCUUUCGUUUUAGGUUCUGGCAGUAUGGUGAGUGGGUGGAGGUGGUAGUGGAUGACAGGCUGCCUGUGAGAGAGGGCCGUCUGCUUUUCAGCUACUCUCGCACCACCAACGAGUUCUGGAGCGCCCUGGUGGAGAAAGCUUAUGCCAAGUUGAUUGGUUCUUAUGGCAGUCUGAAAGGGGGAAUUAUCUCAGAAGGAAUGGAGGAUUUUACGGGGGGCAUUGCCUACUCCCUCCCCGUGUCUUCUCGGCCCCCACGCAUGCUCUGGAGGGCCAUCACUGCUGCCCUGGCUAGGAGCAGCCUGCUUAGCUGCUUCAUACAUGCUGCGAGUGUCAAGGAGAUUGGCACUGUGACAUCAGAGGGUCUUGUCAAAGGUCAUGCAUAUGCCAUCACUGAUACAGAUAAGGUCCAGAGAGUGUCUGAAGAGGUCUUACUGCUGAGGCUGCGUAACCCCUGGGGCUUUGUUGAGUACUGUGGACCCUGGAGUGACAAGUGUAAAGACUGGGAUGUUAUAGAUAAUGCUCAGAAGGCCAGACUUGCGUUGGCAAAAGUUGAAGAUGGAGAAUUCUGGAUUGGAAUAGAAGACUUUUGUCGGCUGUUUAAUACAGUGGAAAUGUGCAGUGUGAAUCCGGACUCUAUGUCAGGGGAGGCAGGUGAUGACACGGGCACCCCGUCCUGGACAUUGAGCUCACAUCAAGGCACCUGGGUCCCAAUGUGCUCUGCAGGGGGCAGCCGACGAUACCCCAGAUCUUUUUGGAAAAAUCCUCAGUUCCAGAUGGUUCUGUCUGAGAAAGAUGUGGACGAUUAUGAUUAUGGAGAGGAUGAAGAUGUGGAGGAAGAAGAUGGAGAAGACGAUGUUGUGGUGGCUCCUGUGAGCAAGACUGAGAAACAGCGCGAGAAAAAGAAGAAGUGCACGGUACUGGUGGAGCUUCUCCAGAAAUACCGCAGACAAAAAGAUCAAGUCAACUUUCUCUACAUUGCAUUUCACAUCUACAAGGUUCCCCUUGAGCUGCAGGACAAACCAGGAUCUCUGGACCAGCAGUUCUUCUCCAACAACAGUCCAGUUGCUCGCUCUGGAAAGUACCGUAGCAUUAGGAGCGUGUGGCGGAAGGUGCACCUAGAGCCUGGCAGUUAUGUCCUCCUAGCCUCCACCUACAGGCCCAACCUGCAGGGGGAGUUCUUUCUCCGUGUUUACACCAAAACCGGCAACAUACAGGGGUUCCAGGAUUUCCCCUGCACCAACAACUACUCUGUGAUGGUAAUGUCAAAGCCAGUCCUACCAGAGGAUCAGUUUAGAGUGCAGAAGUGGUUUGAUGAAAAAGCUGGAUCAGAUGACAGAGUGAAUGCUGUGCAGUUCAUGAACCUGGUGAACUCAGUGUUGGAAAAAGACUAUGAACUUCCACUGGAGACCUGCAGACAACUCAUCUUUGGGGAAGACACUGGUGGCAGAGGCCGUCUGAGCAGAGCUCAAGCAGAGAAGCUGCUCCCCUCCCUACGCAAUCUGCAGUCUAUCUUUUUCCAGUUUGAUGAGGAUUCAUCAGGAACCAUGAGUCCGUUUGAACUCAGUUUGGCUCUGAAUGCUGCAGGUGUGGAGUGUGACAAUGUUGUGGUUCAGUUGUUGUGGGAGAGGUUUGGCGCUGGUGAACAAUACCUGCCUUUCAAUGGCUUUGUGUCUUGUGUUGCCAGACUGCAGGUGCUCUUUGAUCUUUUUGAGUCGGAGACCAGCCCAGAGGUGAAGGACAAGGGCAUCAACGCUUGGCUGCUCAAGCUGUUGGCUGUGUGAGCCUGUCCAGAUCCGACACCUCAGCGGGACAGACCUGCUAGGCCAAGACUACUCUGACGUCAUCCACCUGGGCCUACGUCUCCUACAUCUCCUCCUCUUCUAUCUCAUUUGUGAUCUGCGGACCUUUGCCCUGCAGUUGCAUCCACCCACUCACCGCUCCAUCAGUUGGGGUCUAUGACCAUGUAGGUCAUUACCGCCUGGAUACAAAACAGACUUUUGCAUUUCAUCCCCCUCGCCCCACCCUAACACAAUGUGUUUGUGUGUGUGUGUUUGCAUUCGGGAUAAUAUUUUACUAGAAAUAUUUUACUUGUAAAUUAACCUUCUGUCAUCAUUUACUCACUCUCAUAUCACUCCAAACCCAUAUGCUUUUAUUUCUUCAGUGGAGCACAAAAGAAGAUAUUUAGCAGGAUGUCCAAGCUGCUCUUUUACCAUACGCAAUGAAAGUGAAUGGAGACCAGGAACAAUUGUGAUCACCAUUCACUUUCAUUAUUAGAGAAGCUUGGACAUUCUUCUAAAUAUCUCCUUUUAUGUUAUAAAGAAACAAGAAAGUCAUAUGCAUUUGUAAUGAAGGUAAAUGAUGAGCAGGUGACCAAUCUAUAUUUCAAAAGAAUUCUAGCACAUUUAUCCAUUUCAUUAGCAAAGCUGUCAGUUAAUGUUAAUUUAGUGUGAUUUAGCACCAGCAAAUAUUUAUAUGUGAUUAAUCAAAAUAUCAUGCAAUUAACUGGAUUGAAAUUUUGAGUCACUGAUGGCUCUAAUUAUUAGUGAGGCUGUUUUUAUAUAUGUUGAACAUUCGUAUCUGCUUUCAUAUGCUUUUAGAAGUCGAGCAGAGCUAAUGCAUUUAAAGCAGGAGCUGGUUAUUAUGCUCAUGCUUGUAACAAGCAGUCUAAUUGCAUAUUUUUUUCAAUCAUACAGCAUGAGUCGUACUUCCUCCUCUACUUUUUCCCCUCUUAGGAACAUUUAUGUAUCUCUGCUUAAUGACUUCAAAAGUUGAGAGCAUUUUAUGCUUCCAAAUAUAAAACCACAAUCAUAAUCUUUCAUCACGGGGCAUUUCUAUAUUAAAUUUUUUCUGUGCGUAUACCUACACCUCCACACACACACACAUUGUUCAGGAGCGAGAUAGUAGCUGUGGGUAUUAAAAGCGAUGUCUCAGCAGCCCUGCACGCACCGGCUCUAUUCUUAUCACUCUGACGCCACGCACAGCGUCAUCACGCCAUCGCUCCCUCCUCCGCUACGCUCUCCCUGCAUCCCUCCCUCCAGCUCUCUCUAGUAACUGUCUCAUUCUCACAAUCUGCUUCCUCCUCCUCGCGUACCUCGCGUAUGCUUGCUCACACACACACACUCACAGGCUCGUACGCUCUUGUUCUCUCUCCCGCUGCUCCUAUUAAUAGAAACCUUUGCACACACAAUGCAUCCUCCCUGCCAUAAGGUGACCGAACAGAGGUUGCCCCCAGCAACAGUCCAAGCGCCUCUGGAAAGGGCUAGAAAAAGCAGGCACGCAUGUCCGUCAUUGCUCUCUCAAUAACUUCCUCUACCAUAAUUUUCCCGGUUACAUCUUGUACUUUUUAUGCUGUAACCCUUAGUGUAUUCACUUCCCUAAAAGCUGCUCUUGACUUAUCCCUGUCUGCCUGUCUUGCUCUGUUGUCUGUGAAGCGAGCCAGAAUAAUUUUCCAAAAAUACCAGGAUAAAUCCAUUCCCAUUCAUCUCACCAGAAGUAUGCGAUUUGAAGUCUGCCAUCUUUACUCACGGGCACCCAGUACGGCUGCUUGUUCUUUGGACCAAUCACUUGAGCCGCAAUUGCCAUGUGACUAAUCACUCUUGAUUUAAUUGGCUGAUGGCGACACAAGAACGCUCACAGUCCCAAAUCCUUGGAAGUUGGCAUUACAGUCAGCAGAGAAAACUAUGUCUGUUUUACGCUUAUAAGAGCCUUCCGGAAAAACAUUACCUAUAGUGAAAUAAUGGGGAUAUACACACUAGGGAUGUGCAUGUCCAUAACUGAGGCCGAUGCGAUACACAUCUCGAUGCAUAGCCAACGAUAAAAUACAUUAAAGGUGCUGUAUGUAGGAUUGACACUGUGUGGUUGAACUAGGUAUUGCAGUCCAAAUUCAAAAUAUCGGAAAGGUUUUUUUUCACCCGGCCCCUCCUCCUCAGACUUGACACAUGCAGGUUGCCAUAUUGAUGACACCAACAGGAACAAGUGCACUUGACGAUGAAUGAAAUGAAAUACGCUGUAUUUUCUGCCACCUGGUAACCCCAGUUGCCGAAAUACAAUUGGGUAAACAAGCAGUGGGCGGGUUUCACAAACCAAAACAAAGACCGGCAUUCCGGCCCGGAACGCACAUUUUCAAAGGAGAAUAACUGACUGUAGCAUUGUUUUUCAGAUAAACAAUUAUGUUAACUUAGCAUGUUUCUUAAAUAUCUCCAAACAUAUUAUGCUAUUUUUAUGCUUUAGUAGAGACAAAAUCUUACAUACAGCACCUUUAAAGAUACAGUAACUGAUGCGAUGAGAUAUGAUUCACCCCUAUUACGAUGCAUUGUGAACUGAUUUCGAUUUGAUUCAAUACAAUGUGACUCAAUGCAAUAUGAAGCAAUGGGGGAAAAAAUAUGAUGCUAUGCAAUUUAAUAUGGUACGCUUUUAUUUCUUUGGUCCAGACAGAGAGCAAAUCAUAAAUUAAGUGCCUUCUGGCUUCUAAUGAAUUGUGUUGUUAUACGUCAUAUUCAUGUAGCAGCAGAGGUGAUGAGAGAAUGUGCUUGAGAAACAGUUUAGAGAGGAGAAAUCAAUCUACAUAAAAAAUAUUGGUCACAAAUUAUUGGUCACUUUCUAAAUAAUAAAAGUAUAGCACUACUAUCUACUAAUAAUUAUAUAUAAAUAAAAUGUUUUUUACCAAUGCAAGUGUGUUCGAAAUUAUGCAUUGCAAUACAAAUGCCAAUUUGUAUCCGAUGCAUACUUUUUUAAAUCGAUGCAUCGCAUUGCUAACUUUUAUGCUGAUGCACCGAUGUGAAUAAGUGAAUCUUGCAUCCCUAAUACACCUAAUUUUUAAAAGGCCGUCAAUGAAGAAAGAUGCUUUUUGGGUCCAGAUAGUAUAUAACUAUUUCACAUUUCCUAAGGUCUUAGAAGCAGAAGUCAUUAUUUUUGGAUAAAUAUAGUUGCAAAUGAAAACUACAACAAAUCUAAUUUUUGCUUUCCCAUUUGCUCCAAUAGCAAAA